GCCAGCCCCUCGCCCCUCCACCACCUUCCUCCCGGGCGUUCUCUCGCCAAAUUCUUUCGCUUCCUUCUGUAUCUUUUUAUUAUUUUUCUGUCUUCUAAUAUUCCUUCUUUCGAUCCCUUUCUCCAGAGGUUGACCCUCUGGUUGGGAUCCCCGUUCCUGCGCUUGUCGCUUUGUCCCCUCCAACUCCCGCCAUCCUUUUCUUUGUUGGAAUUUCUUUCACCCCCCGACAUCUCUCACCAUGUCCGACGACUCCAUGGUGGAAUCCGUCUUCGACGACGAGGGAAGUUCCGACUUCGUCCCGGAACCUGCCCCUAAACCCAAGGCCAAAGCUGCCCCCAAGAAAGCGGCCCCUAAGAAGGCCGCUCCCAAAAAGACCCAGACCACUCUCACCGCAAAAGGCAAAGGUGCCGCCGCGAAGAAAGCCGUCAAUCUCGAGAGCGACGACGACUCCGGCGACAACUUGGAAGACGAUUCCGUCAUGUCGCAUACCCCCCCGAAGAAGGCCACCAAGGGUGCCGCCACCAAGAAGGCCGGCUCCAAACCCCUCGCCGACGUCGAGAAUGAAUCUUUUAUAGAUGACGCCGCUGAUGAAUUCCCCAAAGCCUCCGCGGCCAAGGGAGCCGACGCAACAGAGAAGUACCAGAAACUCACCCAACUAGAACACAUCAUCAAACGUCCCGAUACAUACAUCGGCUCCACAGAGCGCACCGAGCAGCAGAUGUGGGUCUACAGCACCGAGUCCGAGGGCAUGGAGUACCGCACCGUCUCCUUCGUUCCCGGUCUCUACAAGAUCUUCGACGAGAUCGUCGUCAACGCCGCCGAUAACCGUCAGAACGACAAGAACAUGGACGAGAUCCGCGUCACCGUCGACCGCGCCUCCGGCGAAAUCAGCGUCUGGAACAACGGCAAGGGUAUCCCCAUCGAGAUGCACGCCAAGGAGAAGAUCCACGUCCCCGAGCUGAUCUUCGGCCACCUCCUCACCUCCUCCAACUACGAUGAUACCCAGCAGAAGGUCACCGGUGGCCGCAACGGUUUCGGCGCCAAGCUCUGUAACGUCUUCUCCACCGAAUUCAGCAUCGAGACCCAGGACACCUCCCAGAAGAGGAAGUACCGCCAGACCUGGACCGACAACAUGACCAAGAUGGGCAAGGCCAAGAUCACCGACGCCUCCAAGGGCGAGGACUACACCAAGGUCACCUUCAAGCCCGACUACGCCAAGUUCGGCAUGGACGGCAUGGACGACGACUUCGAGGCCCUCGUCAAGCGUCGCGUCUACGAUCUGGCGGGCACCACCAAGGUCGCCGUCAAGCUCAACGGCUCCCGCAUCCCCAUCCGCAACUUCAAGAAGUACAUGGAGAUGUACACCAAGGCCAUCCGCCGCGAGCGCGGCGACGACGGGCCCGCCCCCAAGGACGAGAUCAUCACCUGCAACCCCGACCCCCACUGGGAGGUCGGCUUCACCGUCUCCGACGGCGCCUUCCACCAGGUCUCCUUCGUCAACUCCAUCGCCACCACCUCCGGCGGCACCCACGUCAACUACAUCGCCGACCAGAUCUGCAACCGCCUCGCCGACCAGGUCAAGAAGCGGAACAAGAACGGCGCCACCCUCAAGACCGCCCAGAUCCGGAACCACAUCUUCAUCUUCGUCAACUGCCUCAUCGUCAACCCCGCCUUCACCUCCCAGACCAAGGAGCAGCUGACCACCAAGGCCUCGCAGUUCGGCAGCAAGUGCCCGCUCGAGGAGGACUUCUACCGCAAGGUCCUCAAGACCGAGGUCAUGUCCAACAUCCUCCACUUCGCCCAGCAGAAGGCCGACCAGAUGCUGAAGAAGGGCGACACCGGCCGCCGCUCCCGCAUGAACAACCCCAAGCUGACCGACGCGAACCGCGCCGGCACCAAGGACGGCCACCACUGCACCCUGAUCCUGACCGAGGGUGACUCGGCCAAGGGCCUGGCCAUGGCCGGCCGCGCCGUCGUCGGCCCCGAUCUCUUCGGCGUCUUCCCCCUGCGCGGGAAGCUGCUCAACGUGCGCGACGCCUCCUUCGAGCAGAUCGCCAAGAACGCCGAGAUCCAGAACAUCAAGAACUUCAUCGGCCUGCAGCACAAGAAGGAGUACACCGAGACCCGCGGCCUCCGCUACGGCCACCUGAUGAUCAUGACCGAUCAGGAUCACGAUGGCAGCCACAUCAAGGGCCUGCUGAUCAACUUCCUGCAGGCCCAGUUCCCCAGCCUGCUCAAGAUCCCCGAGUUCCUCAUCGAGUUCAUCACCCCGAUCGUCAAGGUCUGGAAGGGCGACCCCAAGAACCCGACCAAGCAGCGCUCCUUCUUCACCAUCCCCGAGUACGAGAGCUGGCGCGAGGCCCACGCCCACGAGCGCGGCUGGGACCACAAGUACUACAAGGGUCUGGGGACCAGCACCACCGAGGACGCCCAGGUCUACUUCCGCGACCUCGACCGCCACCUCAAGGAGUUCCACACCAUGCAGGACAACGAGUCCCAGCUCAUCGAGCUCGCCUUCUCCAAGAAGAAGGCCGACGAGCGCAAGGAGUGGCUGCGUCAGUUCCGCCCCGGCACCUUCCUCGACCACAGCGUCGACAAGAUCUCCUACACCGACUUCAUCAACAAGGAGCUGAUCCUCUUCAGCAUGGCCGACAACAUGCGCUCCAUCCCCUCCGUCGUCGACGGCCUGAAGCCCGGCCAGCGCAAGGUGCUCUACACCUGCUUCCGCCGCAACCUGCGCAAGGACAUGAAGGUCGUCGAGUUGGCCGGUUACGUCUCGGGCCAGACCGCCUACCAGCACGGCGAGGGCUCGCUGCAGCAGACCAUCGUCGGCCUCGCCCAGACCUUCGUCGGCUCCAACAACGUCAACUGCCUGGAGCCCAGCGGUAACUUCGGGAGCCGGCUGCAGGGUGGCUCCGACUGCGCCAGCGCGCGUUACAUCUACACGCGCCUGUCCCCCUUCGCCCGGCGCGUCUUCCACGCCGCCGACGACCCCCUGCUCACCUACAACGAGGACGACGGGGCGAAGAUCGAGCCCGAGAUCUACGUGCCCGUCGUGCCCAUGAUCCUCAUCAACGGCGCCGACGGCAUCGGCACGGGCUGGAGCACCUCCAUCCCCAACUACAACCCGGAGGACGUCGUCGCCAAUCUGCGGCGCUUGAUGGACGGCGAGGAAGUCCAGACGAUGCAGCCGUGGUUCCGCGGCUUCACCGGCGAGGUCCAAGCCCUCGGCGGGGACCGCUACAAGUUCAGCGGCAUCAUCCGGGAGAGCGGCGAGAAGGAGGUGGAGAUCACCGAGCUGCCCAUCCGCUCGUGGACGCAGGACUUCAAGGACAAGCUCGAGGACAUCAUCAAGGCCGACAAGACGCCCUCCUUCAUCAAGGACUACAAGGACUACAACACCCACACCAAGGUGCAUUUUGUCAUCCAGAUGGACGAGAAGCACACCAAGAUCAAGCCCGAGGACUACGAGGACAAGUUCAAGCUGACCAAGACCAUCGCCACCUCCAACCUGGUGGCCUUCGACCCCGAGGGCCGCCUGACCAAAUACACCACCGUCGAGGACAUGCUCAAGGAGUUCUACGCCGUGCGCCUGAAGUUCUACGAGCGCCGCAAGCAGCACCAGCUCGCGGAGCUGCAGCGGGAGCUCGACAAGCUGACCAACCAGGCCCGCUUCGUGCAGAUGAUCAUCGACGGGGAUCUGGUCGUCUCCAAGAAGAAGAAGGCCGUCCUCGUCCGAGAGCUGAAGGACAAGGGGUUCAAGCAGUUCCCCAAGGUCGCCGAUGCCGCCAAGGCUGGCGAGAUCGAGCCUGCCCUCGAGGACGAGGAAGAGCCCGCCGACGAUGCCGAGGAGUCCGGCGACGUUCAACCGGGCGCCUACGACUACCUGCUCGGCAUGGCCAUCUGGUCGCUGACCCAGGAACGCGUCGAACGUCUCCGCCGCCAGAUCGGGGACAAGGAGGUCGAGAUCGACGCCCUGAUCAAGCGGACCAAGGAGGAUAUCUGGCGCGAGGAUCUCGACGCGUUCAUCAACGAGUGGCGCUUCCAGCUCGACGACGAGUCCCGUCGCCAGCGCAAGGUGGCCAACCUGGACCGUCGCACCUCGUCCAAGCUCAUGACCGCCGUGGGCCGUGGCAAACCGGCGGCGCGCAAGCGCAAGGCGAUCGCCGGCGAUGACCCGGAUGACGAAGAUUUUGCCGCACCCAAGCCGAAGAAGGCCGCCGCCGCGAAGAAGGCGGAGCCCAAGGGUGGCCUGAUGAACUAUUUGAAGCCGGCCGCCAAGCCGAAGGAGGAGGAGGAUGGGGACCAGGAUGUUGACAUGUCUGACGUGGAAGAGGUCAUGCCCAAGAAGAGUCGUGCCGCACCAAGGGCUGCCGCCAAACCUGCCGCCAAGGGGAAGGCCAAGCCCAAGGACGAGGACGACGACUCGCUGGACGACGAUGACUUCAUGGAGAUCGCCAAGGAAGAGGCGACCAAACCGGCCGCACUGCCGUCGCGUGCCGCCCGCAAACCCGCCAAGAUCACCGAGCUGGACGAUUCCGACAGCGACGAUGGGGAUGAUCUGCUGGGAGAUGUCAGUAAGAUGGUCAAGGGCAUCGGCGGCAACGACGCCUCGUCCGAGUCGCGCGAGCUGUUCUCGGAGCGACCCCACGCCGGCAACAGCCCGGCGCUGGGUACGAACUCGCGGACCGCCAAACGAUCGGGCGAUUUCGAUCCCGACGAGACCGACUACAGCAAGUUGAUCCCGCAGAACUCGCCGCGGCGGGCCCUGCAGGUCAAGUCCAAGGAGAAGCCGGCGACCGCUGACGAGGAUGAGGGCGACGACGACGACGAAGAAGAGGACCCAGUAGUGGCAGCGAAGCCAGCAGCCAAGGCCAAACCGGCCCCUAGAGGCAAGGCAGCCGCAGCGCCCAAGGCAACGGCAGCCAAGACUCGCGGCCGGCCCAAGAAGGACGCAGCCGCCCCCGCAAAGCCAGCUCCUAAGCAGACCAAGGCGGGCGCGAAAAAGAAGGUAGUCGACUCCGACGACGACAUCGACGCCAUGGCCAACGACAUCCUGGAUUCGCCCGCCGGCAAGAUGGGCGCAGACUCGGAGGAGGACGCCCCGCGCCGUCCGGCCCGACAGGCGGCCGCUCGACCGGCGCGACGGACGGCCGCUGCGAAGAAGACUUACGUGAUUGAGGAUGAUAGUGACGAUGGGGGGGAUGAUUCUGCGGAUGAUUUUGAUGAUGAGAGCGAGUAGUCG
Messenger RNA from Aspergillus candidus, 5245 nucleotides. Its product is annotated as DNA topoisomerase 2. Gene Ontology annotation, molecular function: DNA topoisomerase type II (double strand cut, ATP-hydrolyzing) activity; ATP binding; DNA binding. NCBI's taxonomy places the organism in Eukaryota, Fungi, Ascomycota, Eurotiomycetes, Eurotiales, Aspergillaceae. Gene Ontology annotation, cellular component: nucleus. The record is from RefSeq and is a predicted model, not a curated record. The coding region runs from base 239 to 5242 and encodes 1667 amino acids. Gene Ontology annotation, biological process: resolution of meiotic recombination intermediates; DNA topological change; sister chromatid segregation. The transcript has 3 exons.